CGGGGAAGCGCUGUGCCCAGCUGCGGAAAGUAGGAAGGGCUAACUGUCUACAAAGAAGAAGUUUGACGGUGGCCACUUCGAUGAGGCGCAGGACCUGCUCGGAUGGGGUUGUUGUCGUGACAACGAGCGAGCAAGCGCGCGCGCGCGCGAGGAUUCCAGCCUGAGGGGGCCAGUCGAGUGAAGUGUAGCGGGGGAGGGGGCUCACUGCUGAGGGGACUAGCAGAGAGAGCAGGAUCGAGAGAGAGAGAGAGAGAGAGAGGAAGUCAGGGAGGGAGGGCGCCGCCAAACAGCGCGCACUUCGCAGCCGCUCACUCCAGCGCUGCCGAGACUUCUCCCGCGCGUGUGUAGCUUCGGAUCGCCGUCUUUUUCGCGUCCGCUUUCUUUCUACUCUGGAGUAUUUACAACACUGGGGAUCUACUGCCUGACCAUGGUGGGAAAGGGAUCUUUUUGUCGGAGACAGUUGCAGGCUGUUCUGCUGAGAAUACUGUGCCUUCUUCCCACAGGACUGCCAGUCCGAAGCACGGAUUUCCUGAGAGGAACCGAUAACAUCACCAUUCGGCAGGGUGACACGGCAAUCCUCAGAUGCUAUGUGGAUGACAACGUGUCGAAAGUGGCCUGGCUCAACCGCUCCAACAUCAUUUUUGCCAGAGAAGAUAAGUGGUCUCUCGACCCCCGGGUGGACUUGGUGACCAAGGGGCAGCUAGAGUAUAGCCUUCGAAUCCAGAAAGUGGAUGUAUAUGAUGAAGGUCCCUACACCUGUUCUGUUCAAUCUCAGCAGCAGCCCAAGACAUCUCAGGUGCACCUCAUUGUUCAAGUUCCGCCAAGGAUCUACAACAUCUCUUCGGACAUCACUGUGAAUGAAGGUAGCAAUGUCACAUUAAGAUGCUUAGCUAGUGGCCGACCAGAGCCUAUGGUCAACUGGAGACAUCUGACCCCUUUAGCGGAGGAGCUUGAUGGGGAUGAGUACCUGGAGAUCAGUGGCGUCACACGGGAGCAGGCUGGAAGAUAUGAAUGCAAAGCUUCCAGCGAUGGGCUUGCACCAGAUGUGAAAUAUGUGAAUGUGGUGGUGAACUACCCCCCACAGAUCAUGGAAUCCAUGAAUGCAGAAAUUGAGGUCGGGAGAACGGGAGUGCUGCAGUGUGAUGCCCUGGCUGUUCCCAAACCUGACUUUGAGUGGUACAGAGAUGACAAAAGGUUAUACAGCACCCAAGGAAUCCAUAUUCAGAACUACGGCACGCACUCCGUUCUUACUGUUGCUAAUGUCACCGAGGACCACUAUGGAAACUACACUUGUGUGGCUACCAAUAAACUGGGGAUCAACAACGCCAGCCUAUUUCUCUUCAAGCCUGUGUUACCCACCAAGCCAGUCCCACACAAAGAAGAAACUGAUGCCACGGUGCUUUGGAGACAGCCAGGACCUGGAACGGCAAAGGAUAACUCAGACUCCCUGGCCCAAUCACUGUGGCUUCUAAUGGCAUCCAUGGCUUGCCUUCUUUUCAAGUGUUAAUAAGAAUGACACGCCGCACCAUGCGAGACUUCAUUGAGACUGUUUGUAUAAGAACAACCACCAGGCCCAAUUGUGGCACAAACAGACAGAAUGGUCUAUUAAAAAAAUAAUCUUUUAGUUACAAGAAAAAAAACAAAAAAAAAAACAAAAAGGGUGAAGCGAGUUACUUAAAGGAAGCACCAGUAUUACUUAUACAAAUUGAUCGUUGUGGCCAUUUGCCCUUUUCUCCUCCCUUCUCCAUGUCCCUCAUGUUUAGCUUGAGUGCACCAUGAUGCUUUUUUCUUAUCUUUUCUUUUUUUCUUUUUUUUUUGGGGUUUGACUGAAAUGGUUGAAAUUUCUAAUGGACUUGUAAAUGUCUUUGGAUAUUUGAGACACUUUGGGAUGGAAACAGAUUGGCAUUUAAAUGCGUCGCCAGCUCAGAUGUGGCAGGGAUUCCAAGCCUAACACACAGCAGCCAUGCUUGAAAAAUGAGAGAUUAUAGCUUAGGUUUAUUACUAUCAUUUUAUUUUUUUUUAUUAUUAUUUUGUGUAUUUGUGCACCCCUUGCAGAUCGUGCGGAAAAACAAAUGCCAAAUUUGGUGGCCUGGAAGGGCAGAAGUGCUGGUCAGGGUGUUCGUAACGAAGAAAUGACGGCAAAAAAGUUAAAAAAAUAAAAAAUAAAAUCAGUGCUUUAGUUUGACUGAAUGGAAAUAUUUGCACAUGUUUUAUUAAAAAGAUGAACUUCAUCCGAAAAUGCAUCAUUAACUAGAGUUUCAUUGGCCAUGCCAGCAGAAUAGAAAUGCUAAAAAGAAAAACAAAAAAAAAAAAAGCCGCCCGAACUCAGCAGCCACUGGCUUCUUGCGGCGUGCAGGAGCCGUUUGACGAGGCCGCUCCUCUCGCACUCCCCUGGCUGUACAUUAGCUUGCCGAUAAUGAAACGUCCAUAUUUAAAUACUUGUAAAUAAUGUUGAAUAAAUCUGACUGCACUGGAGUCUCCAUAGCUCCUGAUACAUUUUGUGCUUUGACGCUCUCUGCGAGCCGUUCUGCUUGGGGUUUCAGUUUCAUGGCAUUGCAGUGUGGCACACGUGGGUGCACGUAUGUUGGCGGGAAUGGGAGGGGAGGGUGGAGUUAGUGUUUGCAAUCAAAGAACUGUCCACUCGUCUUGUCUUUUCGCCAUGGUGUGUUUUCUUACAUGUAUAUAAAUAAUCUGUAAAGAUUUUUUUUUCCUAUUAUCUAACACUCUCUAUUUGAAAAGAAACAUGUCGCUGUAGAUGCACUCAUAGGCAUACCGUAGCUGGAAAGCAAUGCCCAGGCUGUCGGAGAGUUGCCAUGUGUGCUGGGGGGGGGGGGGGGGGGGGGAGGACAAAAGAAGGGUCAAGACAGCACCACAUUUUCAGUGAGUCUCCUCCCCAUCUCUGACUCCUACACUUAUUUUCCUAACAGCCACAUGAGGGCAUCGUGGAGGAACGUUUUGGAUGCCAGCUGAUUGGGUUGGUUUUUUCUCACGGGUCUCAGUCUCUGUAGCAACUCAGCUAUUGUAGAGUUUAUCAAGUCCUCCAUCUCCAUUGCUCUGGUGCACUUGAAAAGGUUCCGGGAAUUAGACAAGGAUUCAUGUAUGAAUAUCGAAUAUUACAGUGUGCAUGUGUCUUAUGGCCUUAAAGCUCUCGUUAUAUUUAUUAUGUUCACCUCUUUCAGGAGGCUUUCAGAAAUCCAGACGUGCGCCUCCGCUCUAGUGCCAAUGUUUUUUGCCCCUUCCCCACUCCAGUGAUAAUGUUGACUGUGCAACACUUGUCUGGGAGAAUGAGACCACCCUCCUCCCACCCUAUCUCCCAUCCAGUUCUGGUUCCUGCCAUGUGCCCAGUGCUGCUGGAAUAGGCCACAGCCCCCUCGAAUCUGAGCGGGAUUUUGGUAGAUCACGUUAUUAUAAAAUCAGUGUGUUCCAUACAGUUGUCUGUCAUUUUCAUUCUUGUCUGCCAAUUAGCAUUCCUAUUGUCCACAGUGUCCCAGUCCUGUGCUUAGUAGGCUCUGUCUCGGCCCUUUUCUCGCCUGUGCCACUUGCCCCAAGAUCAGACCUUCCCUGGCCCUUUUUUUUUUUCUGUGCACAAUAUUUUUUUUCUUAUGCAACCCAAAGAUGGUUUAGUUUAGUUGAUGGGUGACUCUGAAUUGGACAGGUAUGAAUGAGAGUAGCUGUGGGAUAAAUACUUCCUGCAGUGCGUGGGCACCUCUUGUGCCCUCAAUUGACUCUGCCAUGGAAUGAGUUAGUUUAGAAAAUGAAUGAACAGAUGCCAGACACUCGGUGGUACACACGCACACUGCCACACUCACCAUCAUCCAAAGAUGGACUGGUUCGCUUGUGCCGUUGAUGACUGCCAGUGAACACCACACAUCAACACACAAAUGAGCCCCAUGUCCCUAGUGACACUCCAUUAUUCAAAAUAGUUUCAACUAUCAAUAAAAUGUUGAAAAAUUACCCAAGAUAAAUUGCUUUCUCAUAAUCUCAGUAAGCGUUAACUACGUUAGAUUGAUAAGUGUAGACUGAAUAUACGGCAGUCAGAGCAGAGGAUUAAUAUUUUGUUUACCACCGCGACCCCAAAUUGGAAUAAGUAGCUCAUAAAAAAUGGUGGGAUGGCUCAUUUCCAUUUGUCCACCUUGUCAGUUUAUUUUAUUUUUAAGGCAUUUGGUUUGACCACAAUUAGGUCUGAUCCAGCGUACAUUUUUCUAACAUUCAGAACAACUUGUGGUGUCCUGUUCAUGAUGUCAGCAGCGUGGUGACUGAUAACCAUUUGCACCUUUAGCCUCCGAGGAGAAGCCUUUACUUUUUGUUUUGGCUGACAUCUUUACUCCAUCUGCCCUUGUAUGUACAUAAGCCUUUACACAUCUUUGCACUAACAGUACAUUAUUAAACCAUACUGUGAAAAGGGCCGGCGAUCAAUGGUUAACCCAGCUUGACCUUCAUCUCCAUGACUUACAAGAUAAGGCUUCAGUACAGCUGGACCUCGGGCAGGUUAAGUGACUUGCCGAGGGUCCCACUUUGAGUUGAACCGGCAGCCAGUCUGCCCACAUUGCCAGAUCUGUUUGCCCCACCGCUGUGUCCAGCUCCUCAGAGCUGGACUCAUCUUGAAUCAUUCAGUUGGAAAUGCACUGGCAGUGCAACAGGAGUUCAGACUGGCAUGCCAACAGUGGAGUCUAUGGUUCAGAUUAGAAGAGUUAUAAGCAGGCAGGACCCAAACCUUAAUGUGGUGCCACUCUGUAGCACUAGAGACAAAUGCAUGCAUUCAUACUGAGCCACUUCAGAGUCACCUAAAAAACGAAAACACACAUCUCUGGGAUGUGGCAGAAAACCAACAAGUACUGACAGAACUUCCAGUAUCUACGUAUCUACUCAGCCAGUGACCGGGUUGCACUGUGGAGAAAGCGCUGGGCCUCCCUGCCACCCAUAAGCCUUUUUAUUAAAAAAAACAUUGAUUUCCUAUCUGCUGAAAAUGUAUCCAUUCUGUCACCUUCAUAUGUGUAAUACAAUAGUGCGUCUGUGGUGGGCUGCUGCUUCUCUCACAGACCUCCCUGGUGCCCCAGCCUGCACCGUGUCGGCCUUGGUGUCCUCUUGUCUGAUGGAGCUCCACUCUGAUUGGCGUCACUCCGAUCUGAUCUCCUGGAUGCCUGACCCCCUGACUCAGCCAGGCCCCUAAAUAGUUGCCAUUUCCAGUGUGCUAUUUGCGUCUGACCAGUUAGGCUCAUGUCAGCAUGUUUAUGGGACAUUAUGGAUACCACCAGGACCGUGUCACUGUCAAUGCAUGUCAAGUAGUAAAUAACAAGAAAUCUCCUCCAUAAAUUCAAGCAGCGUCUCAAAGUUUGUGCCAAUGUAUUCCAACCUUCAGGCGAGAUUUCUUGUACACUUGAAGCAACACUUCAGGACAGCGCAAAAGUUCUCAUUGCCCACCCUUUGCUUCUAGUUGAGAGCAGAAUGCGGAAUUAGAGCUGUCCUUUGGCUUUGGAUCAACUGAAGAUCUGCUAGAGCCAGCUGAUGUACCGGACUUGUGCUUUGUGCCCUCUGCUGCUAGUGUAGGCUCUGACUGCCUCUGACCCUGAAUUGGAUUAAGCAGGUUUGAACUGGGUCAUACCAGAUUUACCCAUAAUCCAAUAUGAUAAACAGCACACUUCUUUGAAUAAGCGGUGCUAUGAAUAAUAAGCAUGCAGUCACAAACGCUGCACCAUGUGCCUCAAAGUAUCGCCAAUGUAUGCACCAAGUAAAAGUCGUGUUGCGUCUCCCAAAAUGUGUCUAACGUGUGACCGCUAUCAUGGUCAAGAGGCUUUGGCGGGUCUCCCUAUAUAAGGGGGCCCAACUCCCCAGGAGCCCUCUGAAUAAGAUGCCCUGAGCAGGGGGCUUUGUGCCCUGGACCACUGCAUGAAUGUGUGCAGGGCAGCAGUGCCCGCUUGGGCUGGAGGAGAAGGAAGUAACGGGGAGAGACUCACAGCGAGGGGUCUGGCUGGAUUUCUGUUGUCAUUAUUCUGUAAUUACGCGUGUAACUCCACGUUGUGACACAAUUGUGUGACAAGAGUGACGGUCUUGGCAGGCCAUGCCCCGCUCAGCAGAUUACCUACAAGUACAUUGUAACAAUGCACAGUAAUUACAGUGUAAUGAGACUACAUGGACACACUGUAACAAGGGGCGGCCAAGCUAAGGGGGGGCUGUGGUUGUGCGGAGUUUGAUUUUGCUGAUGAGCCGAGUAUUAAAGAGUGAGACUAACCAAAUUUAAAAAAUAAAACAGCACUGUUGGAGUUGGGAGCUUCAUAAUGGCUUAGAAACGAAUUAGAGAACACGUGAAAGUGAAGGAGGGCCGAGCCGAAGAUCAGGACCCCCUUGACCCCAGUGGGCUCUAAGCAUGAGAGUGGCUGGCCCCUAACACUUUCUCUGUGUUUUUCUGCUGUAUGGGGCCUGCCACACACCUUCUGUCGUCACAUGCCACCUCACAGUAGCGAGGCAAAGCAGCAAACACAUGUGCUCCAAGUAAGCAUCCCCCACGCGAGCCUUCGGGGGGCUCAAAAGAGCCAUCGAGUUGCAUUGACUUUCAUUUUGUAACACGUGAACGUCGACUUUUUUAUACUUUUUAUUCAAGCAGUCCUUGCGCAGCAUCUGUGACUGAUGUAAAGAUGGCAUUAAUAAGGGCAUUGGGGGACGGCACCACCAUACAAAUGGGGAGAGAAUGAAGCAGCAAGCUGGCCUCCCAAUGACCCUGGCUAUGUCACCUGCCACCAGGGGCUCAGAAAUGAGGUAGGGGCUUCACUCAUCGACUUCAUACUGCAGAUCUGCUUCUCAGGUGGAGUUUGGCAUAAAUAAAGGCCCUGGAAAGCAAAUCGAGAAAGCUGAAACUGGCACCAUGAAGAAGAGGUGGGCAGAGAUAUACAGGGGCGACUUGGUAAUAGCAAUCAGUUCACUGUGGCAGAUGAUGGAUGCCGUCUUGCGUGCCGUCUUUAUCAGAGUGCUAGAUUAAAGAUAAAUCGGCCUACUGCUGGAGAAUACAAGAAACAAACUAAAGUGGUGUCCUUCCUUUUUGUCCUCUAAGCCAAAAGAUGAGAAGUACCCGUCAUGGUGGGCCUGCACAGCUGGACCGCCAGACAUGUACUGAUGUUUUUUGGCUGCUCUGAUCACAUCCCAAAAUCCUUGCACAGUUUCUAUAUGGUUUUCUGUGAUGACAAAUUUGUUCUGUAGACAUAAUUGUGUAUAGCAGGAUGGAUAGCUGACCUAUAAAAUGUUGUUAUCUGGAGCAUGCUACGACCAAUCAAAGAAGAAAACAUAAAACUAAAAAAGAGAGUUUGAUAUUGGCAGCUGGGACCACUGCGCAUGUGGGGGUCACGGUAGAAAGGCUGGCAGGAGCUGGGGGUAUCCCGAGCCCCGUAGUCUGCUCCCACUUUUCAGUUUAUUGCUCCAUUUCCCACUGUUGCACCUCAGCCGGAGGCAAACAAAAAAAAUAUUCUUGACGCCCGAGCCCCUCCACAUGUGAACGCCGGUGCUCAUGACAGUGCCAGGGGGUACGGCCCCCAGCCUCCUACCCCCCGCCGAAUAGGUGGCCCAGGGUGAGUGCGGUUGUGCCAGUGACUUGCGGAUCGGCUGCCAGGUCCAUUUGAGUACCACCUUCCCGACGGACCCCUCGAGCCGACUCUCUCUGUACAGCUGCUAAUGAAAUCCACUUUGUACAAGUGUGUUGCUGAUUCCUCUGUAUAUUUUGUGUGUGAUUCUAAACUUUAUCCAGUGAGUGGAUUUUUUUUUUCUAUUCUCACUGCUUUCCACAGGCUUGUGUUGCUUUGGGUUUGCUAACAUGAAUAAUAAUAAUGAUAAUAAUAAUAAAAAGUUUUAAAGUGA
Molecule: messenger RNA, 7842 nt
Organism: Erpetoichthys calabaricus (reedfish)
Lineage: Eukaryota; Metazoa; Chordata; Cladistia; Polypteriformes; Polypteridae
Gene: lsamp
Product: limbic system associated membrane protein
Exons: 9
Coding region: 428-1507 (359 amino acids)
Cellular component (GO): neuron projection
Source: RefSeq, a predicted model, not a curated record